UUUGUCUUUGCCUCUCUUGCUUAUUUGGCAUUCCCCACCUUUGUUUAAGCCAACACCAUUGGCCACCUUAGUCUCCCACUGCCUCGAUUAAACUCACUAACAGAAACCUCUAUGAAAUUGAUUUUCUGACAAAGAGAAAGGUUUGCUCUAGUCGGAAAAUAAUAUUACAAGUUAUCAACCAUGUCUGAACUUAAUGAUUCUUCUUCUAUAAAGCUGUUUGGCAAGAUGAUUCCAUUACUGACAUUCAACCAGGAUGAAACUUUAGUCCUUGAUUCUUCUAACGGACAUCUUCUUUCUUCCUCUAAUUCUUUAGGUGCUGUGAAUUCUAAUCACGGGCUUCCACUUCAGGCUCCCAUCGAAGACAAGGAAAAAAAUGAAGAGGAUGACCGUGGUAGUAGAGUCCCUUUAUCUGAAAGAAAACCUUCAUCGCUUGAAAGCUCUAAGAACGAAGAAAAAAGUGAGACAAAUUCACAAGAAAAGGCAUUGAAGAAGCCUGAUAAGAUACUUCCAUGUCCCCGAUGUAAUAGCAAAGAAACCAAGUUUUGCUACUAUAACAAUUACAACGUGAACCAGCCGCGGCAUUUCUGCAAAAACUGUCAAAGAUACUGGACCGACGGAGGAGCCAUGAGAAACGUGCCGGUCGGUGCCGGUCGUCGCAAGACCAAGAGCUCUUCUUCCUCUUUGCAUUACCAUCAUGUUAUGAUCUCCGAAGCUAUCCUUGGAGCUCAAGCAAGUGCUGUUAAUCAAGCAAGUGGUGAUAGUUGUGUUUUCACAUUUGGUUCGGAUUCUUCAGUAUUCAGUCUUCCUCGUUUGCCUCCGUCGACUCUCUACCGUCCUGGCUUUCCAGCAUCCUUCUAUUCAUCACCAACAUAUCGCCCAUCGGUUGUUCCAGUGGCCACCCUAUCGUCAGCUUCCAUCAACCAAUGCGCUCCAAAUACUGAAAGCUCAAGUCCAACUCCAACUUGGCCAGCUCUAGGAAAACAUUCAAGGGACGAAAAGGGAAAGCCCUCAGCAGACAGUAAUAUAUCAGAAAGAAGAGCUUCUUCCAAUUCAAAAGCUUUGAGGAUUGGUGAUGAUACUGAGGAGACUGCAAAAAGCUCUAUGCUGGCGACACUUCGGAUUAAAACCAAGAACACCAAUUCAGGAAUCUUCGAUGGCUUCCAAUCCAAAACCAGUGAUGAUAGAAAUUACAGACUAACAACAUUCUCAAUGCUGCGAGCUAACCCUGCUGCCUUGUCUCGAUCACUCCACUUCCACGAAAACACAUGAAAGAGAAAUGACAAUGUAUAGCAUUUCAUUACUCUGCUAUCUCAGCCAUUGAUAUAUUGAACCCAAAUCAUGCAAAACACUUUGCAGUUGACUCUUCCUUUUUUUCUACUUUCACCAUAAGUGUUAUUACGGUAUAGGUUUUCAUGCGAGACUGUGAUAUGACACAACUUGUAAAUUAAAUCAUAAUCUAAUUCCAAAUUAUGUAUUCCUCA
Molecule: messenger RNA, 1481 nt
Organism: Gossypium raimondii (Peruvian cotton)
Lineage: Eukaryota; Viridiplantae; Streptophyta; Magnoliopsida; Malvales; Malvaceae
Product: cyclic dof factor 1
Exons: 2
Coding region: 181-1269 (362 amino acids)
Biological process (GO): regulation of DNA-templated transcription
Molecular function (GO): DNA binding; DNA-binding transcription factor activity
Source: RefSeq, a predicted model, not a curated record